AACGAAAGGCAAUCACCGCACUUCCGUUGCUCAUGACGCCGGAGCGAAGUUGUGACAGCUGAUUUUUCUGUGAGGGUAUAUCCACUCACAGUCCUCAAAUCCCCUGCGUGGACAGGACUCAGGAGUCGGCUGUGCCUGCAACAGUCUGCGGCUGGAGUUGCAGACGGCGGCUUGAACAGCAGAGGAGGCUGUCUGGUUGAUUAUGGUGUAGCACGGAGCGCUAGCUUUGUGACAGCAGCCAUCUGAGCAGUGGUGUGGUGCAGUGUAGCAGCGUGGGGCAGACCGAGGCAGGUCACAGCACCGGAGCUAUGCUUACAUUGGCCAGCAAACUGAAGAGGGAUGAUGGAGGAAGGACUGGCCGGGCCUCAGGAGCCUCCGACUCCACCCACAGAGUGUCCAUCAGGGACCGCCUCCUUACCAAAGAAGUUGCAGAACUUGAAACCAAUCUCCCCAGUACGUGCAAAGCCAGUUUCCCAGAUGAGGACAAGCUGCAUCAUUUUCAGCUGGCAGUGUCUCCUGAUGAGGGUUACUACCAAAGUGGAAGGUUUCAGUUUGAAAUAGAUGUUCCCGAAGCCUAUAACAUGGUGCCUCCUAAAGUGCGAUGUCUGACCAGAAUAUGGCAUCCGAACAUCACGGAGAAUGGAGAGAUUUGUUUGAGCUUACUACGGGAACACUCGAUUGAUGGCACAGGCUGGGCCCCCACUAGAACAUUAAAGGAUGUGGUCUGGGGACUGAACUCCUUAUUUACUGACCUGUUAAACUUCGAUGACCCACUGAACAUCGAUGCAGCAGAGCAUCAUCUGAGGGACAAGGAGGAUUUCCGGAAUAAGGUUCAAGAUUACAUCAAGCAUUAUGCCAGAUGAUAGAACCAGCUUACAUCAGCCCGCACCAAUCAACCAAACUACUCUACCUUGCCGCCGCUUAUCAUGGCCAACUCCCUGAUGUGUGUGAAUCAACAGCUGACUCUGACUCUCUCACCUCUUCCUCUUGACAACGUAGCUCUGACUACGUGACUGCACCCCUUCUCUGUUCAUCCACUUGCAAUAAACUCCAUCUUACAGGAAGAAAGUUUAAAGAAAAACAAAAAAAAACAA
This is a messenger RNA of Solea solea (common sole), 1094 nucleotides long. RefSeq names its product ubiquitin-conjugating enzyme E2F (putative) (gene ube2f). Bases 309 to 863 code for a protein of 184 amino acids. Lineage: Eukaryota; Metazoa; Chordata; Actinopteri; Pleuronectiformes; Soleidae. The record is from RefSeq and is a predicted model, not a curated record. The transcript has 10 exons.